AUGUCGUUCGGAACUAGGCAGAACGGCAAUGAUUCAUCUUCCACCACACAAAUCGCCAUCAAAGGUUGGCUGAAAAGUGGCCUUGCCAAUUCAAAAGACCAGGGAGUCGAGGCUCUCGUGGGCUUUUUAAGUAAAAAAGCCAGCAGACCAAUUCUCUCCCAUACGAGGGCUGGUGCUGCCGUUCUUCUAAUCACUGUCAAUGCUCAAGACCAAGACCGCUUCUUCCAUCUCAACGGCUUUACAUUUUCCGGCGCAUCUCUUAUAGUGGAAGCAGCACGACCACCUCGGUCACAAUUCAAUCCUGCACACUCAAACAACCAUCAAAACUACUCUCAAAACAAUUCCAGAGGUCCACCACAUUCCAAUGGAAAUCAAACGCAUCCUCAAAAUACCUUCCGAGGCCAGGCUCACGGACAACCCGUUCCUCGAGGACCACGAGGACCAUUCCAAGACAACAAUUCUCGUAAUAACCCAUCCUCACACAGAGCAGCCGACCCUACCACAACGGAGCUGGAAAAUCUCAUCAUCGAGGUCAUUCGCGAGCGAUAUCACGCGGGAGAUAAACACCUUAUUCUGAAUGCUCUGGUCUCCGAUCCAAAAGUCACAACCUCCGGCCUCUCGAGUCAAGAUCCCAUCAAAGUCUGGAAAGCAAUCUUCACCAUAUGCGAAAAGCACAUGUGGGAAACGGCAAGCAAGCGACGAGAAGCCGUUGAAAGUAUCAGCUUACGCGACGACAACAUCACCAGCGUCAAAGAUAUCCUGUCACUAUCAAACAUCUUCCCCACGAUAAAAAACCUCGAUCUCUCAAACAACCAUCUCGCCGAUCUAGACGCGCUGAAAUUCUGGAAGAAUCAAUUCCGCGACCUGGAACACAUCAUUCUGAUCGGAAACCCCGUCUCAAACAACCCAGACACGCUUCAAACAUUACUCUCGUGGUAUCCACGACUCAAACUCUACAACAAUGAGCCAGUCCGAGACGCGGCCGGCAACAUCAACAUACCACAACCACAGCCCAAUCUACCGAAUAACGCGCUGGGCGGUCUCCAACCGAAUCCAUCUGCUCCAACGGCAUCCCACCCUGAAUUCCCACCCGGCUCGACAUUCGGACUCCCCGAGCCCAACAAGUCCGCCGAGGUCCUCCAAAAGGAACAAAUGGGCCUACAAUUCUCUUUUGAGACGAAACUGAAAAUGGAGUGGGUCGAGAACUGCCUGUCGGCGAACAACUGGGUCUACGACGCCGCGAUCGCCAAUUUCAUGGAGCUACGCGCCCAAAACCAAAUCCCUCCCGAGGCGUACAUCACUGGUGUUUGA
Messenger RNA from Exophiala bonariae, 1311 nucleotides. RefSeq lists its product as uncharacterized. Gene Ontology annotation, cellular component: nucleus. Gene Ontology annotation, biological process: poly(A)+ mRNA export from nucleus. NCBI's taxonomy places the organism in Eukaryota, Fungi, Ascomycota, Eurotiomycetes, Chaetothyriales, Herpotrichiellaceae. Gene Ontology annotation, molecular function: protein binding; RNA binding. The coding region runs from base 1 to 1311 and encodes 436 amino acids. The transcript has a single exon. The record is from RefSeq and is a predicted model, not a curated record.